Molecule: messenger RNA, 1224 nt
Organism: Suncus etruscus (white-toothed pygmy shrew)
Lineage: Eukaryota; Metazoa; Chordata; Mammalia; Eulipotyphla; Soricidae
Product: aldo-keto reductase family 1 member B1
Exons: 10
Coding region: 58-1008 (316 amino acids)
Cellular component (GO): cytosol
Molecular function (GO): aldose reductase (NADPH) activity
Source: RefSeq, a predicted model, not a curated record
CGUGCCGGCACGGCUGCGGGCAUGGUCCUGGAGCAGAAGCUGUGAAACUUAGCGGUCAUGGCUACUCACAUCACUCUCUACACUGGCGCCAAGAUGCCCAUCCUGGGGCUGGGCACCUGGAAGUCCCCACCAGGCAAAGUGGCUGAAGCAGUCAAGGCCGCCAUCGACGUGGGCUACCGCCACAUUGACUGUGCGCAUGUGUAUCAGAAUGAGAACGAGGUGGGCUCGGCCAUCCAGGAGAAGAUCCAGCAGAAGGUGGUGAAGCGAGAGGACCUCUUCAUUGUCAGCAAGCUGUGGUGCACAUACCAUGAGAAGAGCCUGGUGAAAGGCGCCUGCCAGAAGACUCUGAGCGACCUCAAGCUGGAUUACUUGGACCUCUACCUGAUCCAUUGGCCAACUGGCUUCAAGCCCUCUAAGGAGUUUUUUCCACUCGAUGAGAAUGGCAAAGUGAUUCCCUCUGAGACGGACUUUGUGGACACAUGGACGGCCAUGGAGGAGCUGGUGGAUGAAGGAUUGGUGAAAGCCAUUGGGAUCUCCAACUUCAACCACCUGCAGAUUGAGAAGAUCCUAAACAAGCCUGGCCUCAAAUACAAGCCGGCAGUGAACCAGAUCGAGUGCCACCCCUACCUCACGCAGGAGAAGCUGAUCCAGUACUGCCAGUCCAAAGGCAUCGCCGUGACGGCCUAUAGCCCACUCGGCUCACCCGACAGGCCCUGGGCCAAGCCGGAAGACCCCUCCCUGCUGGAGGAUCCCAGGAUCAAAGAGAUUGCAGCCAAGCACAAGAAAACCACAGCGCAGGUGCUCAUCCGCUUCCCAAUGCAAAGAAACUUGAUCGUCAUCCCCAAGUCUGUGACGCCUGAACGCAUUGCCGAGAACUUCAAGGUAUUCGACUUUGAACUGAGCAGCGAGGAGGUCAAGACCUUGCUGAGCUUCAACCGCAACUGGAGAGUCUGUGCGCUGGUGAGCUGCACCUCACACAAGAACUACCCCUUCACUGUUGAGUUUUGAAACCUGAGUAUCUACACAGAGCAGCCUGCUGCCCUUCCUUCUGCCUUCUUCCCUGUCUCCAUCCUCUCCCUCAUCACGGCCAUCUAGCUGGGGUCCCUCUAUGCUAUUCAGCAUCCUGCACCCUCACCCCCAUACCAGCUGCUAGAGAUGGCGCCCAAGAACAGGAUUAGUGGUUUUGAAGCCUCCUCUUAUCUGGCCAGGGAAACCACCAGAAAA